This is a messenger RNA of Podarcis lilfordi (Lilford's wall lizard), 21328 nucleotides long. The record is from the annotation of a GenBank genome assembly. Lineage: Eukaryota; Metazoa; Chordata; Lepidosauria; Squamata; Lacertidae.
AUGGCCCUGAACGGCGGGGGAAACCCCUUCGAGGGGGAGACGGGGAAUCCCUUCCAGGUGCGUCUGGCGGGGGGGGGGGCGCGGCUUCUCCUCCCCUCCCCCGGGGUGGUGAUGCCCAUUCCGGGGUAAAAGGGGCUCUUUACCCGGAUACGGACCGGGGACUCGGGGAGCAGGAUUUCCCCUGGGGCGUUGAACUCGUUGACCCCCUGCCCGUUGUCUUGAGGUGGGGGGGGGUCCUCGUAGCUUACCUGCCCCCAGUCCCUCUGGGGGGUGAGCAGAGGGGUUUUAACCUCCCACUCCCCUCCCGUGGUAAGUCCGAAGUUGGGAGAAGUCGGCGCCUUCUUGGCUUUCCGUUUGGGGUUUGCUUUUGCCCCUGGUACAGUGGUACCUCGGGUUACAGACGCUUCAGGUUACAGACUCUGCUAACACAGAAAUAGUACCUCGGGUUAAGAACUUUGCUUCAGGAUGAGAACAGAAAUUGCGCUGUGGCAGCAGGAGGCCCCAUUAGCUAAAGUGGUGCUUCAGGUUAAGAACAGUUUCAGCUUAAGAACGGACCACCAGAACGAAUUAAGUACGUAAACAGAGGUACCACUGUACUGCGAUUGCGGGGUGCUGGUCUGUCUCCCAUCCCAAACCACUGUCCCCCCCCCCCCACUUAUAAUAAACCAACUUGAAUAUAAUAUUGGAGGGGUAGGUAAGCCCCUCCCCACAUAAUCGAUCCCAAGACGCCGCACACGCAUACUAUUUGAAUGGCAGUGCCCCUCAAAUAUUUUAUUGGGGAGAGGCCUAAGGGACCUCAGGCCCCUAUGAGUUGGCUCCUAGGAACCACCGUCUGCUGCUUCCCCCAUCCCGACCCUUCAGAAGCGACUCUUCCUUCUGGCGACUGUUGGCAGAUGUCAGUCAAUUGUUGUUGUCGUUUGCUGCUGCUUUGAAUCUGGUGGUCAAUGGAUCCUUUGUAGCCGAGCCUGUAGGGCAGGCUUAAUUUUUUUAAAUUACCCUUUAUUGGUGGAAUGAAGGCCUCUCUCUCCUCUCCCGUCUCAUCAGUUGGGGUAAGAAAGACUUCAUCUGGCUGGAUUUGCUGUCCCCAUCUCUGUUUAGUCAACCAUACUAUUCUAGAACGCUGCAGUGUUUGUGUCUGCCCUGCCUUAAAAAUAAAUUAAAAAUCCUCAGGAAUAACUGGAGGCUGCCUGUUACGGAGCUAACCGAGCCCCAGAAUAACUGAGAGUCUUUACACAUACAGUUACCUCUUCAAAUGGCAUUUCCCAUGGUGCCUUCGUUUAUCUCCACCUCCUGAGAAUUGCUGCAUUCUGUCCUAUCUCUGGAUUAAAUAAACCUAGUUGCUCGCCCAGCCCAGAUCUCUUUGGAUAAUUGGCCGCUUGGCUUCAUUCUAAUUGCCUCUUCCGCCUUUCAACUCCAAGGCUGUGAAACUCUUAAGGUUUGGCCUGGGUCCACUGCGUCACUUAUAUCUGCUAGAGAUAACUAGGAUCUGAGGUGGGGUAAACUAUUGUCAACUCGAUAAGGUUAUUAACCUUGGGGUUUUAUCGUAUGAGACCCCAAGCACGUGGUUCCUUCAAAGUUGUAGGCCUGUUGUUGACUAUCUUUUCAAGUGUGGUCGUUUUUUAUUGUCAAAUAGUGUCUUCUCCAGACUGAGAAAUAUUUUUGUUACGUUGGUCAUCUUGCACGUUGUCUUCCUGUCCCUUCUACUGUUCUUUGGGCCCAACCCAACUUUUCUAAGCAAAAUGGGUUGCCUAACCUCCGUAGGCAAUGAGUAACUGCCUGGGUCAAUAUUUAUCCUUUGGUCAAAAGAGAGAGGUGUGAACAGUGCUUGGAGGUCUUGCUUUCCACAAGCCUUUUUCUUUAGGGAAGUUUUUAAUGUCUGAAGUUUUAUUGUAUUUUUUUUAUUUUGUUGGAAGCCGCCCAAAGUGGCUGGGGAAACCCAGCCAGGUGGGCGGGGUAUCAGUUAUUAUUAUUAUUAUUAUUAAUCAUCAUCAUCAUCAUCAUUAAGCCUCUGUGUGGGUGCUAUCUAUGGGUGCUCAGAGGUACUCUUGUCCAGUGUUAGAAAUUCAGAUAUAUUCAGUGGUACCUUGGGUUACAUAUGCUUCAGGUUACAUACGCUUCAGGUUACAGACUCCAAUAACCCAGAGAUAGUACCUCGGGUUAAGUACUUUGCUUCAGGAUGAGAACAGAAAUCGUGCUCUGGCGGCAGCAGGAGGCCCCAUUAGCUAAAGUGGUACCUCAGGUUUAGAACAGUUUCAGGUUAAGAACGGACCUCCGGAACGAAUUAAGUACUUAACCCUAGGUACCACUGUAAGCUAAGCGCCAAAUAGCUCCUUAAACCACAGGUACAGUCACCAAAACAGAAGGUCUAGUUGCCAAUUUGGGGCAAGACUGCUCUCAAGCCUUAUUUUUCAAAUAAUGGACUGACUGUGAUUGAUUCUCAGUUAAAUAUCUGGCUAGUUCAGAUGGCAACCUCGAGAUCGGUUAAGAGCUUAGAGAACUGAAAGAAGAAAAGUCACUUGGCCCAGGGACAGUCCACAUGUAUAUUGGCUUAUUUCGACCUCUUUUUCUUAAUGGUGACACAGGCCACUCAUAACGCUGGGAUAUUCUUCACAACCAUGAUCAGGGCAGCCGGGUGGGCUAAGUGAAGACAAGCGACAACAAUUCACUAGAACGUCAUUUGCUGUUCCUGCCCAGGCUGGCACAGAGAAAAGGCAUUGUGGUUCCAGAAAUGCUUUCUGGUUGUGCAGGAAAAAAUAUAACUGACAGAAUUUUACAGGAUGGGUUAUUAGUGUGUGGAAACAGUGCAGGUCCAAUGAUUCCCAGAUGGUAGAGAUGUCAGGCCCCCUCCUGGCCCCCAGACAGCCUCACUUGGUCGCAAGUGGCCAAUAGCUUGGUGCAAAAUGCGCCUAGCUCAUUUUGAACACUGUGCACUAGCAGAGGUCUACCGCACUAAGGGCCUGCUAGUAUAUGUCCCAGAAGGCAACUGGUUGUAGAAUCAUAGAAUUGGGAAGAGGCCUCAAGGGACCUCUGUAUGCUGGGCCUGAGGGUAACCCGUGAAACGCGGUCCAGGACCAGUCCAGAAUCCGAAGGUUCCGCUUGGGAGUCAGUCCAACAGGGCCAAGGUGGGACAUGAGGCAGGAAACCAGGCAAGGAUAGGUACAGGAUCUCAGGCAGGAUCUAGCACACAGCAAUGUUGCUCCUGCAACUUGGGGCGGGGUCCGAUAGCCUUUUAUCUUUGUCGGGGUAUUGGCUGGUCCUGAUCCCCCAGCGACUCACCUCCCUGUCUCGCCCGAAGGCGAGCACUCCUCCUGCAAGUACUCAGGUCUCUCCUUCUCUCAGACCUCAGUUUCUGCAGCUCAGGAGACGUCAGUGGGUUACUAGACCCAGGGGCCGCCUCAGCCUCCCCUGACCCAACUGGUAGUGGAGCAGCUGUAAAUGAUGGCCCAGCUAAAGGCAGUGAGGUACGGUAAUCCCUGCAGGCCCCUGACUCGGCCCAGCUGGUGUUUGUUGCAAGAGAACCAGUCCAGACUGAAACUCUUCAGGAUCAGGCCCCAGACUUGGUUCAGAUGAUGCCUGAGGCAAAGGAUCUGGUGCAGACUUGAGUCUCCUCUGGUUCUGAGUCCGAGCCCAAGUCCCAGGCCAUCACACUCUAGUCCUGCAAUGCAAGGAAUCACAGCUAAAGGAUCGCUGCAAGAUGGCCAGCCGAGCUCUGUUUACAAACCUCCAAUGAAGGGGUGUCUGUUCCACUGGUUGGCCUCUGUGAGAAUAGGAUGUUGGACUUAGACGAACCAUUAGGCUCAAUCUGGCGACGCUGUUGACAGAGGCAGAGAGUUCAAGCAUUCUCCUCCACAUCCUGCCCAUCUCAGGAAGCCAUGCGAGAGCUGAGCCGCCCGCUUCAGACAGGCUCCGAAGGCAAGCUUCAAAUCAAAACAUGUAGCUUUAGAGCUCUCCAUUUCAACACUCCUUUCCCACAAGGUUUUUUUGUGUGCAGAGUUACAAUAACAGCGACUGGCCAGCAUAUAAGCGAUUAAAACACAGGGCCUGCUUUGCGAAAUCAGACCCCAAAGCCCAUCUGCUUCAACAUCCUGUUUCCAACAACAGCUGGCCGGAAGCUUCCAGAAAGCCGACAAGCAGAGUGGGUGGGGGGGGGGAGAGCACACCCUCCCUUCCCUGCCCUCCCAGCACACAGAGUAUUCGGAGGUAGACUUCCCCAGCAGAUGGGGGCUCCAUUCAGCUGCUAUCACAGCGAACAGCAAAAAGAUAUUCGGACUGAAAGUGCUGGCGUAUUUUGUUCCUAAAAGUUUUUGCAAACCACAAAAGAAACAUACGAAGGCAGCGUACAAGGGAAUCCUUAAAGCAUCACAAACAUUUAAGAUUAUGAAAUUCAGAAUGAAUGAAUCAUAUUAAUUCUCGCUGGGUGAAGCAGAAAUGUUUUCUGCAGAAUUGCAGGUGCCUCUCUGCUUUCAACAGGAAAAAGCCUUCCAGAGAACUGGCAAGAAAAGCUUUGAUUCAUGUAGGCACUACUAGAUGAAUAUGACUUAACUGUGCAUAGGUCAGGUGGUUUCUUGGGAUGAUCUCAGGCGAUCAAGGGGUUGAUAGCCAUGCCACACAUUCAAAGCAUUCCCCACCCCCUUCCUUUAUGUGGAAUUGGCAGGGCACAAUAUGCCUCCCUUUGACCACCUUUGCAUCCAGCGGAGUUGUGUCACGAAGCAUGAGACGAUUAGACAAAUUUGCAGAGGAUAACUUUUCCAGUGGCUACUGGUCCCUAGGGCUGGGCGAUGUCAGAUACCGUCGUAGUUCUAACCAUAAGCAGUGCUAACUAGCAAUCCGGCGGCAUAAUAAUAAUAAUAAUACAGUGGUACCUCGGGUUACAGACGCUUCAGGUUACAGAUGCUUUAGGUUACAGACUCCGCUAACCUAGAAAUAGUACCUUGGGUUAAGAACUUUGCUUCAGGACGAGAACGGAAAUUGUGCUCCGGCGGCACGGCGGCAGCAGGAGGCCCCAUUAGCUAAAGUGGUGCUUCAGGUUAAGAACAGUUUCAGGUUAAGAACGGACCUCCGGAACGAAUUAAGUACCGUAUUUUUUGCUCUAUAAGACUCACUUUUUCCCUCCUAAAAAGUAAGGGGAAAUGUGUGUGCGUCUUAUGGAGCGAAUGCAGGCUGCGCAGCUAUCCCAGAAGCCAGAACAGCAAGAGGGAUUGCUGCUUUCACUGCGCAGCGAUCCCUCUUGCUGUUCUGGCUUCUGAGAUUCAGAAUAUUUUUUUUCUUGUUUUCCUCCUCCAAAAACUAGGUGAGUCUUGUGGUCUGGUGCGUCUUAUAGAGCGAAAAAUACGGUGCUUAACCCAAGGUACCACUGUAAACAUCACGAUGUAUCACCAACCAAACAUCGCUAUUUGGGGAUACACCAUGAUGUUGAAACAAGAAGCUGCAUUGGCGCCGUGGGAGCUGAGACACUUUCACCCCACUGCCUCGCGAGCAGGGACAACACAGCUUGUUUGCGCUGCUCAGCUGGGAGGGGAACACUAAACUGCGAGCCCUGCAUUUUGCACCUGGCUAUUGGCCACCUGCGACCGAGUGAGGAGGCCUGCCUGCCAGGAUGACGCCUGACAUCCCCACCAUCUGGAGGUGCAUAACAUUCCCAGUUUGGGUUCCCCAGUAACUGCCGUUCAGAGGCCUGUUGUCUCAGAUGCAGCAGCCAGACUGCUGGCUGGGAGCGGCCGCCGAGACCAUAUUACAUUGGUCCUUAAAGACCUACAUUGGAUCCCAGUAUGUUUCUGAGCACAAUUCAAAGUGUUGGUGUUGACCUUUAAAGCCCUAAACGGCCUCCGCCCAGUAUACCUGAAGGAGCGUCUCCACCCCCAUCGUUCUGCCCGGACACUGAGGUCCAGCGCCGAGGGCCUUCUGGCGGUUCCCUCGCUAUGAGAAGCCAAGUUACAGGGAACCAGGCAGAGGGCCUUCUCGGUAGUGGCACCCGCCAUGUGGAACGCCCUCCCAUCAGAUGUCAAGGCAACAUCUGAAGGCAGCCCUGUUUAGGGAAGCUUUUAAGAUUUGAUGAAUUAUUGUAUUUUAAUAUUUUGCUGGAAGCCACCCAGAUUGCCUGGGGAAACCCAGCCAGAUGGGCGGGGUAUAAAUAAGUUAUUACAGUGGAUCCUCUGGAUACGAACUUAAUUCAUCCCGGGGGGCCGUACUUAUCCUGAAAAGUCUGUAUCCGGAGGUGCUGCUUCUGCGCAUGCUUGUGGCGCAAUAGAGUGUUUCUGUGCAUGUGUGUGCGCGGCGAAACCCGGAAGUAUUUUCCGCGUUCGUAACUCGAAAUUCGUUACCCGAAGGUACCGUAACCCAAGGUACCACUGUAUUAUUAUUAUUAAUAAUAAUACUAUGAGCUACUGAGAGCCAUUUCCCAACUUUGGGUCUUCGGGUGUUGUUGGACUACAAUUCCCAUCAUGGCACAGUGACCAGGGAUUAUGGGAAUUGUAGUCCACCUAUAUCUGGGGAUCCAAAGUCAGGGAAGGCUAGCCUGCCACAUCAGAGACUGCCUCCGGAGGCGGCAGCCAUCGCAACACCUACACCAGUUCUCAAAUCUAAACGCAACUUCUUUUGUCUUCUCAGGACCCCGCCAUCGUACAGCACAGGCCGACGUCGGAUUACGCCACCUUGGAUGUCUACAACCCUUUUGACAACACAGCGGUAGGAGGGCUAUUCUUUUAUUACACCAGUUUCGCUGUUGCUUCUUUUUACAGGGUGAGGGAAGGUCUCCGAGGCCCAGUUUGCAGCUGGGCUGAGAUUGCACUCGGCGUAUGGGGUGCUGAGGGGAAACUCUCCAGAACUGGUGUGCCUGUGAGAGAAAUUGCGGUGUCUCUCGGGCGCAGGCCAGCAGGACAGCAUGUAGGGAGCCCAAAAGGAACUCCCCGCCACAGGAAACUGUGAUGGCUGCCGUCACGAAUGGCUUUGAAAGAGGAUGAGGCAGUUUUUAGCUAAUUGCUAAAAACUGGAAAAAAGAAACUGGGCCAUGGAACGGCAAGACAAACAGUUAGAGUAUAUUGAACUGGCUAUUAGAGGCAAUUAGAGAUCACACUAGACAAGAGUUUCAAAAAGCAUGGGGGAAAUGCAGAGAAUCCUUCACAAAACAGUGCCCUAAAAUACAUACCUGGACUUGUUUCGAUUAAUGUCUGCAGGAGACUUUGUGGAUAUUUAAGUUAUAAUUAGAAAAAUCUUAAUAAUUAUUCAUAAAGGAAACAGCCUAUAAGAAAUAAAUAAGGAGGUCAGGUACAGGAUAAAGGAAGUCUUUUAUUUGGUUGUUUGUAUUGUUGUAUGUUAUGCUCAUUGUAUGUUAUGUUCAUGUUUAAUGAGGGGGAUUUCUGUAUUGGGGUGGGUGGGGUGUUUAUGUUAUUUAUGUUGUAAAUAAAAUUUCCAAUAAAAAAUAAUACCGUAUUUUUUGCUCUAUAAGACUCAUUUUUUCCCUCCUAAAAAGUAAGGGUAAAUGUGUGUGCAUCUUAUGGAGCGAAUGCAGGCUGCGCAGCUAUCCCAGAAGCCAGAACAGCAAGAGGGAUUGCUGCUUUCACUGCAUCGCGAUCCCUCUUGCUGUUCUGGCUUCUGAGAUUCAGAAUAUUUUUUUUCUUGUUUUCCUCCUCCAAAAACUAGGUGCAUCUUGUAGUCUGGUGCGUCUUAUAGAGCGAAAAAUAUGGUAAAUAAAAGAGGAUGAGGCAAAGAGGUUGAGGGGAAGGCUGCCAGUACCCUAACUAGCCAUGGCGGCUAUUCUCUGCCUCAACAGUUGGACGCAGGAAUGCUUUUGAAUCCCAGUUGCUGGCAACCUCAGGCAGGGAGCGUGCUCUUGUGUUCGAAUCCUGCUUGAGAGUUUUCCAUUGGGGCAUCUGGUUGGCCGCGGGAAGAACAGGAUGCUGGACUAAGUGGGUCAUUGGCCUGAUCCAGCAAUCAGGCGCAUCUUAUGUUCUUAUGUUCUCCCCUCCGCAGCAGCUGCCCCCUCCGUACGCUGCCCCUCCCUCGGUUUCACCGGCCCCCCUUGUGGCACCGCCAGCUCCUGCCUCGCAGCCCGCCAAGAAGCCAAGCCCCACUGAGCCCAAGAAUUAUGGCUCCUACGGCACUCAGGUAAGGGGGAAGCGCCUGCCUUUAAGCGCUCCUGGGUUCGAGACUAUGAAUCCAGGGUGGUCGCUUUUUAUUGUACGUUCUUAUUUCCGUUUCUUGAAUCCUCCAAAAUGGCUUCUGUUUUCUGCAUGAGUUUGUUUCCUCGCUGCAUGGCUUUUGUGACAGAAGUAACAAAAGAGGAAUUUAAAUACAGUGGUACCUCGGGUUACAUACGCUUCAGGUUACAUACGCUUCAGGUUACAGACUCCGAUAACCCAGAAAUAGUGCUUCAGGUUAAGAACUUUGCUUCAGGAUGAGAACAGAAACAGGACAUAGUUGCUGUUGCAUUCCUGGGCAGUGCAAAUUUCAGCACCAGUCAGAACCUGUUAUCGCUUGGAGUUCUGUGCUUCUAACAUCUACAAUUUCUACUUUUGAAAAGGAGAAAAAUCGCUGUUCUGCAAGGUAAUCUAGAUUCUGCGCCAAAAGGGAAUCAGAAGCUGUGUGUGCACUAUAUAGUUAAAGCACUGCUCCCAAAGAAUGCUGGCAAAUGUAGUUUUUUAAGGGUGUCAAGGAUUGUCACUCCACGAGGGGGAGACUACAGUUCCCAGGAUCCUUUGGCGGGUGAGGAAUGAGCUUUAAAUGUACACAGCCCCAGAGUUAAAUAUUAUGUUAGAAUUGAUUCUAAAGCUGGUAGGAAUGGAUAUUAAGGACCCCCUCUCCCCAUAUGAACCGAAAUGGAGUCUGUGUUAGUCAUCUGAGGCCAUUAUUUGUGUUCUUCCUCCAUGAGAGGUCUGGAGGGGGGGGGCAACAUGCAAAAGGGCCUUUUCUGUGGUGGCUCCGUGUUUGUGGAAUGUUCUCACCAGGGAGGUUUGCCUGGUGCCUUCAUUAUAUUUCUUCUCUCAGGCCUUUAAACAAUCUAUGGCCUUUUAAAGUGGGUGGGGGGUAUUUUGGUUUUGUUUUGUUACGAUGUUAUUUAUUUUUGCGUUUUUAUAUAGUAAACUGCCCCCUGAUCUUUGAUGAAGGGUGGUAUAGAAAUAAUAACAAUAACAAUAACAAUAACAAUAACAAUAACAAUAACAAUAAAUGAAGAAAUGGUGGUGAAACUUGCACUCUGAUUCCCCAAGAAUGCUGCUCAUCUGCCCUUUUCAGCUUGUAUUCCUUCAAGCCAAUCUUCAGGACUAGCAACUUGUCAUUGUGUGGGUUUUUAUAAAAAAUGAAACUGGUAUUCUUAUAAUGCUGCUUUCUGAGGCCAUUGCCACUUUCUCUGAUUACGUGAUGUUGCGCCGGCCAACGCUUUCUUAACCGGAAUGAUGGUUCUCCGAAGCUUGGCUUCUUUUUUUAACAAAGAUCCAUUUUGAUUCACUGGCAAACUUCGUUCGCGUCAAGCAUAAGGCUGCUUUUACAAACUGUAAAGAAAAAAGGAAAUGAACGAGCGGGGGAAAAGAAACCCAGUUGCUUUCACUUCUCAGAAGACUCAUCGAAUGGGAGUUAACCUCUGAGAGAUAUCAGACCUCUCUCCCUGUAACACUCCCAACCACUUCCCUUAAAGAAACAGCACACCGUUUCCAUAGAUGGGUUACAAUGCACCUGCAUCGGCCGAUUAGAGACCUUCUGAUAUACCACAGGCAGAAAUUGUUUGUUUGUUUGUUUUCAAUGCAAAAUUACAACAAAAAUUACAAACAUAAAAUCCAAAAAACAAACAAAAACAAAGCAAAACAAACAGAAACCAAAAAUAAAAAAACACACCUACAAAGAAAACUAUGCCAUCAUAAUAAUCUUCACGUACCGUAUUUUUCGCCCCAUAGGGCGCACCGGCCCAUAGGAUGCACCUAGUAUUUUUGGGGGGAAAUAAAGGGGGGGGAAUUAUUUCCCCCCCAGGUACGGGGCUGGGGCGGGGGAAGCCCGAGCUUCCCCCGACCCCAGCCCCCAGAACAGGCUGCUAUCCGCAAACCGUGGGAGAGCUGUGCGACUUCGCGCAGCUCUCCCACGGCUAGCAGAGAGCUGCCCGAAGCCCGAAGCCUGGGGUGUGCUGAGUUCAGCGCGCCCCAAGCUUCUGGGUGCAGGCUUGCGGAUAGCUUCCUGCAGCUUCCUGAAGCCUGGAGAGCGAGAGGGGUCGGUGCGCACCGACCCCCCUCGCUCUCCAGGCUUCAGCGAAAGCCUGCAUUCACCCCAUAGGACGCACACACAUUUCCCCUUCAUUUUUGGAGGGGGAAAAGUGCGUCCUAUAGGGCGAAAAAUACGGUAUGUAGGCAGGAAUAGUUUUCUCAUUUUCCCUUUGGAGCAAUAGUUUUAAGGCUCUUUUUCCAGGGCUGUUAAACAAGACUGCCUUUCUGUGCGUGGAUGCUCUGCAGUUAGAGUGGGACCUUGGUUCUCAAACUUAAUCUGUUCCAGAAGUCCGUUCCAAAACCAAAGCGUUCCAAAACCAAGGCACGCUUUCCCAUAGAAAGUAAUGCAAAACGGAUUAAUCCGUUCCAGACUUUUAAAAACAACCUGUAAAACAGCAAUUUAACAUGAAUUUUACUGCCUAACAAGACCAUUGAUCCACAAAAUGAAUGCAAUAAUCAAUGUACUGAACUAUAAAAUAAAUAAAACAGUAUUGUAGAUUAUAAAAUUUUUUUUAAAAAAAUUCUUACCUGCACUGAUGUUAGUCGUUGUUUGGAUGGGGGGCUUUUAUCCAUUUACUCAGUCACACAAUCAGUCAAUUGAUCAGUAGCUGAACUGGAAUUCACACAGUCACAAAAUAGCAAAAACAAAAGCACCAAAUAUAAGCUCCAAAUAUCACCUUAAAACAUUGCAAUCGGAAACGGAAGGCUUGAAUUACAAUGGGGGUAUGUAAAUUAGCAGUGCAACAGGAAGAACAGGGGGACUCAAAACGGAGCACGUUCGGCUUCCGAAAAACAGUUUGCAAACCGGAACACCUACUUCCGGUUUUGCAGUGUUUGGGUUCCAAGUUGUUUGAGUACCAAGGCGUUUGAGAACCAAGGCACCACUGUAUUGAUACGCAUUUUACGGUUCCCUUGUGAGCUGCUUUGAGCAUAUUCAUAUGGAAAAGUGGCAUAGAAAUUUAAAUAAUAAUAAAAAAAUCAAUUGGAUGAAAAAUAUGCAUGGGGAAGGACUGUCCCUCCUCUUUCUCUCCUGCUGAUUUUUCUCUUGCUUUCCCCCUAGGAGUCGACUGCGGCAGCCACGGCGGAGCUGUUGAAACGGCAAGAGGAGCUGAACCGCAAAGCUGAGGAGCUGGACCGGCGGGAGCGAGAACUGCAGAACGCUGCUCUGAGUGGCGGAGCAGGUAUAGCCCAUCCUGGCAGCAAUAAAAACCCUGACCUCACUCUGGGGGUGUAGUGAUCUGGGGCCGCGGAGAGGCGGUGCCAAAGACCACGACUGUUUCCUGCAGCAGGGUCUGUCGCAGAGUUGCCCAGUCAGCAAGAAAGGGGAGCCUUUUAUCCACUGCGAAGGAAGUCUUCAUGCGCCGGUUAGAGCCAGUCAGAAUGAAAGAAGGGGAGUCAGCCUCUGAGGAUGGGCUCCAGGGGUCAGUCUGGAGAAAAAAGAGGAGGUUGUUUUGUAGGCUGCAAAGCGAAGUGUUUAGGAACACCGAAACCACAAGGCCCCUGAAGGACCAGGUGCGCAGCCUGGGAGUCAUUUUGGACUCACAGCUGUCCAUGGAGGCGCAGGUUAAUUCUGUGUCCAGGGCAGCUGUCUACCAGCUCCACCUGGUACGCAGGCUGAGACCCUUCCUGCCCGCAGACUGUCUCGCCAGAGUGGUGCAUGCUCUAGUUAUCUCCCGCUUGGACUACUGCAAUGCGCUCUAUGUGGGGCUACCUUUGAAGGUGACCCAGAAACUGCACUUAAUCCAGAAUGCAGCAGCUAGACUGGUGACUGGGAGUGGCUGCCGGGACCACAUAACACCGAUUCUGAGAGAUCUGCAUUGGCUCCCAGUACGUUUCCGAGCACAAUUCAAAGUGUUGGUGCUGACCUUUAAAGCCCUAAACGGCUUCGGUCCUGUAUACCUGAAGGAGCGUCUCCACCCCCAUCGUUCUACCCGGACACUGAUAUCCAGUGCCGAGGGCCUUCUGGCGGUUCCCUCAUUGCGAUAAGUGAGGUUACAGGGAACCAGACAGAGGGCCUUCUUGGUAGUGGCGCCCACCCUGUGGAACACCCUCCCUUCAGAUGUGAAGGAAAUAAGCAGCUAUCCUAUCUUUAAAAGACAUCUGAAGGCAGUCCUGUUCAGGGAAGCUUUUAAUAUUUAACGCUGUACUGUUUUUAACACUUGAUUGGGAGCCGCCCAGAGUGGCUGGGGAAACUGAGCCAGAUGGACGGGGUAUAAAUAAUAAAUUAUUAUUAUUAUUAUUAUAUAAGGUGCUUCAGUUUCAAGAGAAUGACAUGUGAGUUCUGUUACGUACAGCGGUACCUCUGGUUGCGAACGGGAUCCAUUCCGGAGGCCCGUUCGCAACAUGAAAAGAACGCAACCUGCAGCGGCGCGUCUGCGCAUGCACAGGUUGCGAUUCGCCGCUUCUGCGCAUGUGCGUGACAUCAUUUUGCUUGCAUCCGCUAGCGACGAAACCCAGAAGUAACCCUCUCCGGUACUUCCGGGUUGCCGCGGGACGUAACCUGAAAGAACGUAACAUGAAGCGGACGUAACAUGAGGAAUGACUGUAUGAUGGAAAAGUCGUACUUUUUCGUGGGACCAAAACAGCCGAUCGCGCGCACAUUGACGGAGCGACCAAUCGUCUGAACGCUCGCCGACAACAAACGGCAAUUGCCCGCCCAAUUGCCACAGCAGCCAAUAACCUGUGGAACUUGCCGCAACAACAAAUCACCCGCCAAAAUACCACUGACAAUCUCCGGCUCGCGGCAGCCACCAAUCGCCUCUCCAACCACAUCACUAUCCAUGUUUAAGACGACCCCAAUUUUUAAGCUUAGUUUUUGAAGAAAAAAACCCCUAGUCUUAUAAAUGGGAAAUAUGGUACGUUACUCUGAAAAAAAGAUAUUGGAGCACUCCAAAUCAUUUGCCCCCAUGUAGGUGCACAGAAAAUAGUAGAUCUAGUUGAUCUGCAUGGUGGAGAUCUGCAUGGAUUGUUGUGAUGUAUUAUUAGAGUAUUAUUACAUAAUCUUAGAGGGGGCUUGGCUGUGAGUAUUGUGAAAGGACCCUGAAUUUGCCACUUGCCUCACUCUUGUUUUUCUGCUUUUGGACUUGCAGCCCAUCAGAACAACUGGCCUCCGUUGCCUUCCUUCUGUCCGGUGAAGCCGUGUUUCUAUCAGGAUAUCCCUGUGGAGAUUCCCGUGGAAUCACAGAAAACGGUCACGACCAUGUACUACCUCUGGAUGGGUAAGUCCUUGAAGCACAGCGGCAGAGGAGUCCAUGUCUUGCAGGCAGAAGGUUGAGUCCCCAGCAGCCACAGGGGGAAUUUAGAGCAGACGGUCUUUAUCCUGCUGAAUCAAGUCAAAGGCCCAUCAUUGUUCAGCGUCCUCUUUCUCACAAGGGGACUUGAGGGCAACAACAACUGUAAAUCUCAAAACUUUAUAUACCACUGAGACAGAGUUGAUCAUAAGGAAAUAAUAAUAAUAAUAAUAAUAAUUUAUUAUUUGUACCCCGCCCAUCUGGCUGGGCUUCCCCAGCCACUCUGGGCGGCUUCCAACAAAGAUCAAGAAUACAUCAAAAUGUCACACAUUAAAAACUUCCCUGAACAGGGCUGCCUUCAGAUGUCUUCUAAAUGUCAGGUAGUUGUUUAUCUCUUUGACAUCUGGUGGGAGGGUGUUCCACAGGGUGGGCGCCACUACCGAGAAGGCCCUCCACCUGGUUCCCUGUAACUUCGCUUCUCGCAGCGAGGGAACCGCCAGAAGGCCCUCGGCGCUGGACCUCAGCGCCCGGGCAGGAUAAAGGUCUGAAGUAGAGGAUAUAAAGUGCAACACAAAAAUUUGAAAAUUAAAAACCGGUUGAAGGGAUGGAGGGAAGUCACGAGCUCAGUAGAGCAAAGAAUUUAUUUGUUUUGUUAUUGGUAUGCUGAAAUAUUGUGUUAAAAAAGAAGUUAAUAAAAAUAAUAUUAAAAACAAACAAACAACUCUCCCCACUUGAGGUUCACGGCAACUGGUCAUGCUGCCUCUCACAGCGCAGGGAGAACGUAGAUAAACUAGCCUAAGGCCACUGUGUCGAUGGGGAUCCUCCUCACAUGCUUUAGUUAAUUUGCAGGUUCAAAACAGGAAACAAACAGCCACCUGAAGAAGCGUUCUGUGUGCCCUGCAAGCUUACACUCACGGCAUAAGUACAAAUUAACUAGGAAACACAAGCCAUAUAUCAUUUUGUGUGUGUGUGCUUUUAAACGCUUUUUGGUGUUUUCACUGAAUAGUUUUUUAAAAUAUUUAUAUUGAUUGUGGGGUGUUUUGGUUUUUUUAGUUGUAUCUUUUCAAAUUUCUCCUCUGUGCUGCCUUGGGUUCUGCACUGUGGGAGAAAGGCAGGGUAGUAAACGAACCCAAGCCACAAAUAAAUAAACGAGCAGCCUUUGAUUGCACAGCUGAAUUAAAAAGAAUGGUUAGUCUUAACUCUGUACAGGGCAGAGAGAGGGGUCACAGCUGCAUCCCGACGGAGGGCUUUAGCUUUCGCCCCCCACCCUGUGACUGCAGUUUGUGGGGGCCGCCUUUGCCCCCCUCUCUCUGCUUCCUCGAGAUCAGCUAACCCAUGUCGCCUUUCUCGUCCCCACAGCCGGCAUUGUGACCCUCUUCUUCAACUUCCUGGCUUCCCUGGCCUUUUUCUGCGUGGAUUCUGGGGGCGGCUCAGGGUUUGGCCUCUCAAUCCUCUGGGCCUUGAUUUUCACGCCCUGCUCCUUCCUCUGCUGGUAUCGGCCCAUGUACAAGGCUUUCAGGUACGGUGGGCGUGCGGCUGCGAGGCCCGAUGAUGCCAUGGAGCGGGGUAACUUGACGCCAGGCAAAUUGGGCAGGGAUAUUUUGGGAGUUUGUUUCUGCCGCCUAAGGAAUGAGGGAACCUUUGGCUCCACCCAAACGUUAACUGGGCUCACAACUCCCUUCAGUCCCAGGCAGCCUAGUCAGGGGAACGCCACAUUUUGAAGAGCAAAAACGAGGAUGCUACAACGACUCUCAUUUUUAAAUACUAUAUGUAGAAGGGAUGUGGGUGGCGCUGUGGGUUAAACCACAGAGCCUAGGGCUUGCUGAUCAGACGGUCGGUGGUUCGAAUCCCCACAACGGGGUGAGCUCCUGUUGCUCGGUUCCUGCUCCUGCCAACCUAGCAGUUCAAAAGCACGAAGUGCAAGUAGAUAAAUAGGUACCGCUCCGGCGGGAAGGUAAAUGGUGUUUCCGUGCGCUGCUCUGGUUCGCCAGAAGCGGCUUAGUCAUUCUGGCCGCAUGACCCGGAAGCUGUACUCCGGCUCCCUCGGCCUAUAGAGCGAGAUGAGCGCCGGAACCCCAGAGUCAGCCACGACUGGACCUAAUAGUCAGGGGUCCCUUUACCUUUACCUUUACUAUAUGUAGGCUAUAGAAGCUGUGAUCUGUUGCUGAGGGGAGGCAGGAGAAAAGAAGAAAGCAAGUCUUCAACCACCAGUUAUGUCUAUGUCUCAUCCAGAAGUCAUAGCCAGAGACAAUUUGGCAAAUUUUUAAAAAAUCCGCCCAGACAGAAGUUUUACCCCUGUAAAAUAGGAUGUGUCCUGGAAAAAGGGGACGCAUGGCAACCCUGAUCAGCAACAUUUGAAGGGUCACUGAUUUUCCAUUCUUGUGGACAGAGUUUUAUAUGGAUAUUUUUUACUGUCUGGUUUUAUGUAUGACUAUUGCGAACCACUCUGACAUUUAUUUAUUUCAGUGGAACAGCAGUAUCUAAAUAUUCUUAUAAACAGACAUAACCCUGUUGCAACAAUAGGGCCCCAACUCUUCCUUUCUCUCCUCUUUCAGGAGUGACAGCUCUUUCAACUUCUUUGUCUUCUUCUUCAUUUUCUUCGCGCAAGAUGUGGUGUACGUUCUCCAGGCCAUUGGCAUCCCAGGCUGGGGGUUCAGGUAAGGGCGCCCUGUUCUUCGCUGUCUCUGUGGCCUGCAGUCUUGUGACUUUAAUUUAUUACCUGCCCAUCGCCCUGAGGUCCCAGGGCAAGCUAAAACAAUUGAAACACUUAUGCUGAAAACAGUUUAAAUCAACUGGUGAUCACAGAAAUAAGGCGGAUCCUAGAAAUAUAUGUCUCGGGCGUCAAAAGUGUUGGGAUUUUAUAUCUCACCAGCUGCAAAGAGCAGCUAGAUUGUUGACAUGUGAUGUCUCUGAGCGUGAGACAGGAAGUCUCUGCCAGUUCUCUUGUAAUCGGAGAGUUACUUUCGCUUCUGAGUCUAAGUGUGAGUCGAGUCGGAGACUCUUGUGUUUGCUGCUCAGGAGAGCAGUUAUGCUUGUAAGAGCUGCUUAUACAGUCUUAAUAAAAUAGUGAGUAGACUAUGGACUGUCUCUUCUGUGAUGGGAUGCCAGAAGAUUAGUGUGCUCCUCUCAGGAUGGAGGGGUCGCUUAUUACCGGUCUCUCUGGACUGAGGGAGGAUUUCAUCCAGAGAGUGACCACCAGAGAGAAGCCCCGGUGUCUUCGGAAGUUGGCACCCUUCCCGGGGGCGUUUUUCCAACAAAAGGUCCAGGAAUAUAAAGGAGGCACACCUUCAGCACUCGUGGAAGGCUGUAUAAUGAAGGUACUGGGUUGCGUCUCUGUGGGGAAGGAACUUCACAGCUUAAGGGCAGGGCCACAGGUUCCCCCACAGCCGAGGAGGGUGCCUUCUCUUUUUAAAAAAAUCUAAUUUAUUAAAGGUUUUCAACUGCAUAUACCAUGAAAUUCAAACUAAGCGAAAAAGAAUAAGAGAAAACAAUAUAUCAAACAGGGAAAAAACACCCAAAGAGGAAAAGAAAUGUACAUUAAUAAUAAUCCUCAUAUGAUCCUCAGGCAGUCGUAACUUGGUUGUCGAACUUAAUCCGUUCCAGCAGUCCGUUUGACUCCUGAAAUGUUUCAAAAACCAAGGCGCGGCUUCCAAGUGGCUACAGGAGCUUGCUGCACUCAAUCGGAAGCCGCGCCGGACAUUCAGCUUCCGAAAAACAUUCGCAAACUGGAACACUCGCUUCUGGGCGGGUUUGCGGCCUUUGGGAGCCAAAACGCCCCAGUACCAAGGCGUUUGACAACCGAAGUACAGCUGUAUAACACAAAAUUAUAAAUAUAUCUGUGUGGCCCUCGGUUACCAUUUUAUCUUAAUCUUCACACAUACAGAGAGCUGAAUUCUCCCAUCUGGGAGAGCUUCCCUUUCCUCAGCCUCCCACCCUGAGAAAACCCUCUCUGACCAGCCUCUCAUACAGGCCCCUUCCCUGUCUUUCUGUCAGCUCAGAAGGGCGCCUUCUCAAAGCCUGGUUGAGCCGGCUUCGGGAAGGAGGCACGAGGGCCCUGACAGGGUCCUGUCUCCUUCCCAAAACCGGACAAACAUUUUCCAGGCUUUGGGAAGGAGUUAUGGCAUGGGUAGGCAAACUAAGGCCCGGGGGCCGGAUCCUGCCCAUUCGCCUUCUCAGUCUGGCCCGCGGACGGUCCAGGAAUCAGCGUAUUUUUACAUGGGUAGAAUGUGUGCUUCUAUUUAAAAUGUAUCUCUGGGUUAUUUGUGGGGCACAGGAAUUCGUACAUUUCCCCCCAAAAAUAUAGUCCGGCCCCCCACAAGGUCUGAAGGACAGUGGACCGGCUCCCUGCUGAAAAAGUUGGCUGACCCCUGAUCUAAAGCAUGGGUAGGCAGACUAAGGCCCCGGGGGCCGGAUCCGGCCCAAUCGCCUUCUAAAUCCAGCCCUUGGACGGUCCGGGAAUCAGCGUGUUUUUACAUGAGUAGAAUGUGAACUUUUAUUUAAAAUGCAUCUCUGGGUUAUUUGUGGAGCAUAGGAAUUUGUUCAUUCCCCCCCAAAAAUAUAGUCCGGCCCACCACAAGGUCUGAGGGACAGUGGACCGGCCCCCUGCUGAAAAAGUUGGCUGACCCCUGAAUUACAGGGGCUCUAGGACUCUGCUAGAGCUGCGCGACUCCUUCCCAAAGCCCCGCUUUAAGCCGGUGCCACGAGGGCUGUGGGGAGGGCGUCAAAUGUUGGUCUCACGCAGGGCGGCCAUAUUACCAUGGUUCGUCCCUUCCACCACAGAAAAGGCCCUCUUCUGGGCCGCCUCCACCACCCAAGCUUCUGAGGGCAGCGGAAGAUCCAAGAGGAUCCCUUUUGCUGAUCUUAACACCCAAGGGGGUCUGUAGGGAAGGAGGCGGCUUUUCAGGCAGGGCGGUUUUUUUAAGCCGGAACUUGCCGGAACUCUGUUCCAGCCAUUGGGCUCCAUUGCCAUUCUAAGGGGACGAGGGAAGGUGUUCACGGUCAGUUCCGGCACCUCUUUUUCUAGAAAAAUAGCACUGCUUUCGGGUAUUUGGGAAGCCCAAGCUUUGCAUCAGAAUGAAAUGUGGGUGGGGGGGGGGCUAAUGGAUUUGGGGGACAACAGCCCAGCAGCAAGGGCUGAGGAAACUCUAGGCACCACAAUUCUGACUGGGGAGCGAACACAAAAUUGGGUGAGGCAGGAAAUGGGGUUGCUCAAUCAAUCAAAUGUAUAAUUACAGUCAACUGACCAUGGAAGAUUUGCAGACGUUUAAAAAACGGAGGAAAAAAUAUACCACAGCCUUCAAAGAGCGAAGGUGACAAAUUAGGAGCUAACUGUCUCAGUGGGUGUAAAAUAAGUUACACCCCUCUGAUCUAUUGCCACUUGUUUCAUAAUAGAUAAUAGAUUAGAGCCUCACAAGGAAGGAGUUCAAUAGUGUCUUUAGGGAUGGACCAGGAAACUGGCUCCUAAGGGAAUAAAUUUAGCGUUCUCUAACCCUUUCAUAAUGUGUACAAUAGGGAAAACACGCGAGGGACUGUUUCAAGUUCUUAAGUAUAUGCAAAGGCAGCACUGAUCUUUGAAGGGAAGUUUAGCAAAUCUGCCGUCCGGGGCUUUGCGGAGAAAGUGUUAAAAAUGUGCCGAGCAAGCAGAAUUCGUGGAACGGAAGCAGUCCAUGCUUUCCUGGGGCGGUUUUUAUUUAUUUGGACAUUUCAUAUACAGUGGUACCUCGGGUUAAGAACUUAAUUCGUUCCGGAGGUCCAUUCUUAACCUGAAACUGUUCUUAACCUGAAGCACCACUUUAGCUAAUGGGGCCUCCUGCUGCCGCCGCGCCGCCAGAGCACGAUUUCUGUUCUCAUCCUGAAGCCAAGUUCUUAACCCGAGGUAAUAUUUCUGGGUUAGCGGAAGUGUCUGUAACCUGGAGCGUCUCUAACCCGAGGUACCACUGUACUGCUUAAUUGCAGAGUUCUCUUAAGCAAUGUACAAGGAACGCAAUACAACAAAAGCAAAAAUUGGUCCAAACUGUAAAACUGGAAUUCAAUUAAAAUGCCUGCUGGAUUAUUUAAAAAAAAAAAAAGCAAAAAAAGAUUGAUUGAUUGCAUUUUUAUACCGCCUCUAUCUUCCAAGGAUCUCAAUGUAGUAUAUGUGGUCCUCCUCCUCUUCCCUGUUUCAUCCUUACAAUGACCCUGUGAGGUAAGGUUAGGCUAAGAGAUGGUGACUGGCCCCCUUCUUUAAACUCUUAUUCUUUGUUUUUAAAAUGGUUUGCAAGUUGCUUUGUGCGGGGGGGGGGGGGGAUAUAAAUAAUAAUUACGUUUUGUGGCUGUUUUUAGGGGAGAUUUUCUUUAUGCCUAAAAUUGCCGGGUUGCACACAGUUAUCAGUUGCCGCCCCCUUGCUCAUGGGCACUGAUCCUUCUUUCCCCCCUCUCAACUGCAGUGGUUGGAUCGUCAGCCUCACAGCGCUGAAGCUGAACACUGGGGUGGCCGUUCUCAUGAUGCUGGUGGCCACGCUCUUCACGGUCGUCGCCGGACUCGGCAUCAUCAUGCUGAAGCGGGUGAGUAUGGCAGCUUCAGGGUGCUGAGCUCCCAGUCUGUUUCUCCUUCCUUCCUUCCUUCCUUCCUUCCUUCCUUCCUUCCUUCCUUCUUUCCUUGAAUGAAUUUAUUAUUUCAGUCACAGACCAGUUCCAGCCCACAUACAAUAUCAAGGAAGUCAUAAAACAUGAUGGGGUACAUUUGAAUUCGCAAUUAGGUGUAACACGGACAAUACAGAUAUAGCAACAGUUAAAAAAUAUAUAAAUUAAAACUUAAUCAUUAACAUAUAACCUAAAAUUAUCAUUUAAAACCUUAAUCAUUAUGGUAGCACAGCUUGUUCCCUUCCUUCCUUCCUUCCUUCCUUCCUUCCUUCCUUCCUUCCUUCCUUCCGUGGCAACUGGCCAUAGAUUUCUUGUGGUUUUGUGGCCGCAUUUGCACCACAUUACAGGACACCAAUACCUCAAGGACCGCUUCUUUCCCUAUGAACCUACCUGGACCCUGAGAUUAUCUUCUGAGUCCCUUCUUUGUGUGCCUCCUCUAUGAGAUGUUCUGAGGGUGGCAACACAAGAACGGGGCCUUCUCUGCAGUGGCUCCCCGCCUGUGGAAUGCUCUCCCCAGAGAAGUUCGCCUUCAUUACACACUUUUUAGGCGCCAGGCAAAAAUGUUCCUUUUUAACCAGGCCUUUGGUUGAUCUGAUUUACAUCCUAUGCCCUUUUAAAAUGGGUUUCUUUGUGGGGAGGGGCCUAUUGGGUUGUUGUUUUUUUAUUAUGUAAUUUGUGGUUUUAUAUGUUGAUUUUUUCUGUGAACCGCCCUGAGACCCCCGGGUAUAGGGCUGUAUAUAAAUUCAAUAAAUAGUGCUCACCUGAGGAUCUUAGCACCUGUGCAGGUAGAAUGGUAGAGUUGGAAAGGGACCCUGAGGGACAUCUAGUCCAACCCCCUGCAAUGUGGGAAUCCUGUCCGCAGCCAUCUGUGGGUGGGCUCGAACCACCAACUUUCUUGUUGCGUGGAGGGAGUUAAUGUCCAUCACCUGGCCGACACCAUCUAGGGCAGGCACAGGCAAACUCCAGCCCUCCAGAUGUUUGGGACUACAAUUCCCAUCAUCCCUGACCACUGGUAGGGAUGAUGGGAAUUGUAGUCCCAAACAUCUGGAGGGCCGGAGUUUUGCCUAUGCCUGACCUAGGGCUUUUAUAGGGCACAGCCAGCACUUUGAACAACCAGCACGAUCUCUGGUCUAUCUCUCCCCACAGAUCCACUCUCUCUACCGCCGCACGGGCGCCAGCUUCCAGAAAGCCCAGGAGGAGUUUGCCGCCGGCGUCUUCUCCAACCAAGCAGUGCGCACGGCGGCCGCCAACGCAGCGACCGGGGCGGCGAGCAACGCUUUCCGGCCUUCGUAA